AUGUUAGUCUGUACCACCACAGCCAUCAACGCAGCCCCCUACGGAGUCAUUGGUGUGCUUGUCUACACAGACCCUUUGGACAUCAACGAUGGUCUCAUGUCAGACAUCAAUGAGACGUAUCCUCACUCCUGGUACAUGCCGCCGUCUGGAGUGGAGAGAGGCUCCUUCAACAGUCGCUAUGGAGACUUGCUCACACCCUACCUGGCUGCCAAAGAUGAAACCUACAGAAUUUCAACCGAGAACAUCACAGGGAUCCCUCCCAUUCCAAUUCAACCAAUAGGAUUUGAGGAUGCCUACAGGCUUAUCUGUGAGCUAGGUGGAACAGCAGCUCCAGCUGCAUGGCAUGGAGCAUUCAACUGUACCUACAACUUUGGCGGUCCGGGGUUCAAACCCACAUCUGCUUUCAACAACAGUGAAGUGAAACUGGACAUCUUCAACCAUGAAGAACUGAAAAACUCCUCCAAUGUGAUGGGAGUUAUCAGAGGGAGUGUCGAGCCAGACAGGUAUGUGAUCUAUGGGAACCACAGGGACAGUUGGGUUCAUGGUGCCAUCGACCCGAGCAGUGGGACGUCGGUCAUGCUGGAAUUGACCAGAGUGCUGGGCACGAUGGUGAAGCAGGGCAAAUGGAGGCCUCGCAGGUCCAUUAUAUUUGGAAGCUGGGGAGCGGAGGAGUUUGGCCUUAUUGGGUCUGCGGAAUACACAGAGCAAUACUUCACCAAGCUCAGUGAGCGAACUGUUGCUUAUAUUAAUGUGGAUAUAGCUGUUUUUGCCAACGCCACUCUCAGGGCUUCUGGGAUGCCAUCACUACAGAACGUCAUCUUUAAAGCCACAAAACAGGUCGAUGCACCUGGACUGGACUCCACAUCUGUGUAUGACAACUGGAUUCGAUAUGCCAACAGGACAAGCCCGGCCCAUGGACACAUUCCCAAGGUGGGAUACUUGUCAGGAGCAGGGAGUGACUACGCUGCCUUUGUCCAUUACCUGGGCAUCACUUCCAUGGACAUUUCAUACACAUACGACAGGAGUAAAACAAAUGCUCGGAUAUACCCAGCGUACCACACAGCAUACGACACCUUUGACUACGCUUCAAAGUUCAUUGAUCCUGGAUUCGUCAGUCACCAGGCCAUUGCCAGGACAGCAGGAAACAUCCUGAUCCGACUGGCUGACAGCCUGGUGUUGCCAUUAAACUGCAGUGACUACGCAGAGAGCCUGGAGGACUACCUCAACACAGCAGUCACCCUAUAUCAGCACCAACUGCAAGCUAGGGAAAUCUCCAUGGAACCACUGAAAUACGCAGUGGCCAGCUUUCGCAGUGCAGCUACUCAUUUGGAUGAGGUGAUUCGCAGUUCAGACCUGGCAAAUGAAACACCGCUGAAGGUCAGAAGGAUCAACGACCAGCUCAUGCUGUUGGACCGAGCCUUCUUGGACCCUCUGGCCUUCCCAGAUAAAUAUGCAUACAGGCAUGUUAUCUGGGCCUCAAGUAGUGCCGGCAAGCCAACCUUCCCAGGUCUGGCUGAUGCCUUUGCCAACGCUGAGUCAUCAGGACAAUCCAGUGACUGGGACAAAGUGCACUACCACCUGUCAGUCCUGAGCCAGGCCAUCGAGGGCGCUGCUCACACACUGGUCGACGUCAUAUAGACAAAGAGGAGGAAGGAGAGAGGAACUGCACUCGCUAAGGGAAUAUUAAUUAAAAAAAACGACAGGGACCUGCAGCCAAUGAGCACUGAUCAGCUCGGCCGUGGUGAGACUAUGGGUGAUAUAAAGUGAGGGCUUUUAUGAACCCAUGAGCAAAGCUCAUUGCCAAACAGCAACAUGAAGGGUUUCUUCUAUCUUUGUCACAGGAUUAAUAUAUUUAAAAAUGACUGACCUUUU
Anoplopoma fimbria (sablefish) is the source of this 1872-nucleotide messenger RNA. RefSeq names its product aminopeptidase NAALADL1-like. Gene Ontology annotation, molecular function: carboxypeptidase activity. Lineage: Eukaryota; Metazoa; Chordata; Actinopteri; Perciformes; Anoplopomatidae. The record is from RefSeq and is a predicted model, not a curated record. The transcript has 16 exons. Bases 1 to 1638 code for a protein of 545 amino acids.